Messenger RNA from Drosophila yakuba, 691 nucleotides. RefSeq lists its product as uncharacterized. The coding region runs from base 120 to 449 and encodes 109 amino acids. The transcript has a single exon. The record is from RefSeq and is a predicted model, not a curated record. NCBI's taxonomy places the organism in Eukaryota, Metazoa, Arthropoda, Insecta, Diptera, Drosophilidae.
GGGAAUCCUUCAUUCCGUCGAUGUCCUUCCACAGCGAUAGUCAGCCUCGAAUCGUCGUCCGUUGAGAACGUGAGUUUUUGUGUAACUGUGAUAGUUAGACCCAGUGCCAAGUGCCCAGGAUGUUAUUCCUAGCGCCGCGCAAACAUCUGUUUGCCACCAACCUAAUCAUCCUUGUGGUGAUCUACGUGAUGCGAAAGUGCCUGCAGCUCUUCUGCAUCAUCGAGAACCGCGCAGUUCAGGAGGAGGAGGUCAAGAUGCCGGAAAGGGAGAUCCUCCAGAAGCGCCGCGGCGGCUUCACCAUCAUCCCAGCUGCCAUGCACCAGAGCAUGCACGGCUUUGGCUACGGCGAGGGUCACUACCAGAUCUUUGUGGAGAAGAAGGAGCGCAACCUGCCCACCAAAUCGCGCCUCAACGCGGCCACUGCUGAAGUCAAGCUGAAUCCCAAUUAGUUGGUGCUUCGGGACCAAAGAAACCACUGACAUCUCAGCAUGUCAAUGACAAUGUGCCAAUUGAGCCAGCAAAAAAAUCAAACCCAUCCCCAAAUAUCCCUCUACAUCCAAGUCUUCUUCAAUAGUCUAAAUAAUAUCUACAUGCAUGCAACAAACACUUAUUUUGUACAAUCAUCAAAGCGCAUUAUUGGCCAUAAUAAAAAAUUUAAAAAAAAUUGUUCUUGAUAGUUUCGUUAUAUUUA